Molecule: messenger RNA, 1710 nt
Organism: Bufo bufo (common toad)
Lineage: Eukaryota; Metazoa; Chordata; Amphibia; Anura; Bufonidae
Gene: BNIP2
Product: BCL2 interacting protein 2
Exons: 11
Coding region: 133-1245 (370 amino acids)
Biological process (GO): apoptotic process
Cellular component (GO): cytoplasm
Source: RefSeq, a predicted model, not a curated record
ACGUCAUCAAGGUCCUUGUACAGGAUAGGAACUACCUCUACUCUCCGGGAGGCCGUGUCUACAGAGGUGUCCGUGAAGGAGCCGUCCGGGCCACUCCUUGUUGUGGAGUGUGACGGGCCCGCUACCGAUGACAUGAUACAUGGGGACGGACCUGCAGACAUGUCUGCUGAGGAGCCUGACGUCCAGGAUGCCGACCAAGACACGUUUUCUGGAUCCUUUGACAGACAGGAGUCUGUGGCUACAACCGAAGCGAGGCUUAGGAUGGAAGGCGUAGAGCUCAAAGAGGAAUGGCAGGAUGAAGAUUUCCCAAGACCACUUCCAGAAGAUGACCAUAUUGAAGGAGAUUUCUUAUCAGGAACAGAUGGCAGGCCAGUACCUAGUCCAGUUGAAAUAAAUGGCAGUAAAAAAGCCAAGAAGAAACUCGUGGCUCCCAACCUUAGCUUAACACUGGAUCGCAGUGACGGCUCCAUCUUAUCUGAAGACUUGGAUGAGAGCGGAGACUUGGAUUUAGAUGAUCUAGAUACAACCUCCGAGAACAGCAAUGAGUUUGAAUGGGAAGACGACCUUCCAAAACCAAAAUCCACUGAAGUGCUCCCCAAAGGGUCAAUCCCAGAGUACACUGCUGCUGAGGAGAAGGAGGAGAGCAGACGCUGGCGUAUGUUCAGGAUUGGAGAGCAGGAUCAUAGAGUGGACAUGUCUGCCAUAGAACCCUACAAGAAAGUGAUCAGCCAUGGAGGUUACUAUGGAGAUGGCCUGAAUGCCAUUAUUGUAUUUGCUGUAUGUUUUAUGCCAGACAGCAGCCAACCCAACUACAGAUACCUAAUGGACAAUCUCUUCAAGUACGUCAUUGGCACUUUGGAAAUGCUGGUUGCAGAGAACUACAUGAUAGUUUAUUUAAAUGGAGCCACCACCAGGAGAAAAAUGCCAAGUCUCGGCUGGCUCCGGAAAUGCUAUCAACAAAUUGAUAGACGGCUACGAAAAAAUCUGAAGGCUCUCAUUAUAGUCCAUCCUUCCUGGUUUAUCAGAACAUUGCUAGCUAUUACGAAGCCCUUCAUUAGCUCAAAAUUCAGUCAGAAGAUUAAGUACGUCUUUAGCCUGGUAGAAUUAGCAGAGCUUAUUCCUAUGGAGUAUGUCGUUAUCCCGGAGUGCAUAAAAGAGUAUGACGACGAAAAAAGUAAAAAGAAACACAAAAGCGUUGAUAAAGACCUCAACAAGAAGUCUGAAGACCAAACCAACGAGCAAUAAGAUUGUAUACGAGAUCCGAUAAAACUGAAGAACGUCCAUCAAGAUGGGGGACAUGUGUCCAUUUCUUCUGGUUGCAGUAAAAGUUCUCCAAGUUUUCCUGCUCUGAAAUGUGCCUUUUCAGAUGUGACUGGGUUUUCAUUGGAAGGGAAUCCUACUCCUUAUGUCCAUAUUGUUACAAAUAUACAGAGGCACUGGUCAAGUUGCAAUAGACUGUUAACCCGUUGCUGGUGCCCUACUUUUGAAUAGUUAUUGUAUGUGAUAGUGACAGUGAAAGUGCCCACGCCACAUGGUUCUAUCACAGAAGAAGCCACCUUUCCUCGGUGGGAAUGGCGCAAACUCUUGAUCACCAUGGUGUAGGAGUUGGUUUUUCAGCUACUUUGUAAGUGUUAAGACAUCGCUGUUGGUAAUGAGCUUGUUUGAGUUGUUUAGCUGCACUUUUGCAAUAAUGGUUUUUUAUGUCCUAUA